This is a messenger RNA of Strongyloides ratti, 624 nucleotides long. Its product is annotated as CCDC25 protein. NCBI's taxonomy places the organism in Eukaryota, Metazoa, Nematoda, Chromadorea, Rhabditida, Strongyloididae. The transcript has 2 exons. The coding region runs from base 1 to 624 and encodes 207 amino acids. The record is from RefSeq and is a predicted model, not a curated record.
AUGGUUCGUUAUUUUACAUCAACAGCAACAAAUCCACCAUCUUUAUUAUAUGUUGGACGGGAUAAAGAAGAAAAUGAACUUUUAAUUAGAUGGGGUUGGCCUGAAGAUGUUUGGUUUCAUGUUGAUAAAUUAUCUUCAGCUCAUGUUUAUGUAAGAUUAAAAGAAGGCCAAACAAUUGAUGAUAUGCCACAAGAAUUAAUUGAGGAUUGUGCUGCAUUGGUAAAAGCCAACUCAAUUCAAGGAUGUAAAUUAUCUUCUGUUGAUGUUGUUUAUACACCAUGGUCUAAUUUAAAAAAGACUGGUGAUAUGGUAACAGGACAGGUUGGAUUUUAUAGUGAUAAACAAGUAAGGAAAUGUAAAGCUGAAAAAAGAAAUGAUAUUGUAAAUAGAUUAGCUAAAACAGAAGUAGUUGAUGACAAUGUUGAUUUCAAAAGCCAACGAGAAGAAAGAGAUGCAAAAGAAAGACAAGCAAGGAGAAAAAUUGAAAAAGAAAAAAAAUUACGUGAAGAGGAAGAAAAAAAAAAAAAAGAAAAAGAAAAAGAACUUCGAAGUUAUGAGAAAGUUUUUGUUGAUGAUAAAAUGAAUACUAAUAAAGAUGGCUAUGAUUCAGAUGAUUUUAUGUAA